UGCGCCGCGGAGGCCUCGGGGGCUUGGGGCGUCGGGGAGUGCGCGAGGCGGCCCGGGUUGUGUGCACUGGCGGAGACAAAGCGGUGGCUGAGGUGGCAGAGGCGGCAGCGGCAGCGGCGGCGGAGCAGCCCUAAACGCCGAAGUUUGUGGUGCUGAGUCCAAUCACCAUCUCAUCCAAAGCGGCGCGCGGGCGGCUGGUUUCGCGGCGGCGGCGGCAGCGGCGGAGGCGGAGGCGGCGGCAGCACAUGGUUCCAAGAGCGCGCUGCGGUUGUUGGGUUCCAAUUCCGUGGGGAGGGACAAAGGCAGCUGUGAGCGCCGGGCAACGCCCGGUCGGGUGGUGCGCUCGCCACUGUCCUCGAUCCGGGCCUUGAAAGCUGGGACUAACUCCUCCGUGAGGAGGAGACCACGGGACCGAGGCCCAGUCAGGGCCUUAGAGGCUGAGGCCGGUGUCUGAGGGAAGUGGGGGAGGGGCGCGGCCCGCCUGAGUUAAUUUGGGCGGGUCAAUUCUGUGGCUACUUAGUGGGUCAUUGUGAGGUAAUUUGACCCACUACCCUGACGAAAUUGGGGCACACAGCAAGCUAGGUUUGGUCCGGGCUUUGAAAACAGAAAUCGGUCUUCAGCGCUUAGGAGAUCUUUCAGUUAGGAGGUGGUGAAGCCGGAACUAACGCCAUAUGCACUUCAUCAACAUCGUGGUCACCAGUCUGGGGCUAAUUUAAGGAUCCUGGGAUCAUUGAUGGCGAAGACAUGGGUGGUUGUCCAGUUUUAUGACUGAAGUUGCUAAAUUUCCGGAUUGGUAAAUUUCCUCACAGGAAAUUUAGAGGAACAACAACAAAAAAAGGCUCGAAGAACAUGAAGAUGGAGCAGUAAUUGAAACACCAACUCCAGUAUCAUCUACUCAAGGACCAACCACAUUCCACUCCGUGAACUGUCGCAAAUUAACGCUGAAGCUCCUUAAGACUACACGUUUAUGACGUAGUUCCAAGAUAUUACAUCAUAGUCAUUGAGAAGAUUAAAAAAAAUGUAAAGGAGAAAUCGAUUUUUGUUUUAGACAUCUUUUUGAAUAUAUCUUGGUUAAAUACUAGGUAACCUUGUUUAACUAAGGAGCACAGAUUUACCAAACCUUUACUGGAAGGAAUCCUGAAAAAUCUGUUCCAUUGUAAGCUUAUAGUUCCCAGUUAGUGGGUAAAGAACUGGAGACCUCAUUGCACUCAUGGCUUUCACAAAUUACAGCAGUCUGAAUCGAGCUCAGCUAACGUUUGACUAUCUACACACAAAUUCAACCACUCAUGAAUUCUUGUUUGGUGCUCUUGCUGAACUAGUUGAUAAUGCAAGAGAUGCUGAUGCCACCAGAAUCGAUAUUUAUGCAGAAAGGCGAGAGGACCUUCGCGGAGGAUUUAUGCUUUGUUUUUUGGAUGAUGGAGCAGGAAUGGAUCCAAGUGAUGCUGCUAGCGUGAUCCAGUUUGGGAAGUCAGCCAAGCGAACGCCUGAGUCCACCCAGAUUGGGCAGUACGGGAAUGGGUUAAAAUCGGGCUCAAUGCGCAUUGGGAAGGAUUUUAUCCUCUUCACCAAGAAGGAAGAGACCAUGACCUGUCUCUUCCUGUCGCGUACCUUUCACGAGGAGGAAGGCAUUGAUGAAGUGAUAGUCCCAUUGCCCACCUGGAAUGCUCGGACCCGGGAACCUGUUACAGACAACGUGGAGAAGUUUGCCAUCGAGACGGAACUCAUCUAUAAGUAUUCUCCCUUCCGCAAUGAAGAGGAAGUGAUGACUCAGUUCAUGAAGAUUCCUGGGGACAGUGGAACGCUGGUGAUCAUCUUCAAUCUCAAACUCAUGGAUAACGGAGAGCCAGAGCUGGACAUAAUCUCAAAUCCAAGAGAUAUCCAGAUGGCAGAGACUUCUCCGGAGGGCACGAAGCCAGAGCGCCGCUCCUUCCGCGCCUAUGCUGCUGUGCUCUACAUUGAUCCCCGGAUGCGGAUCUUCAUCCACGGGCACAAGGUGCAGACCAAGAGGCUUUCCUGCUGCCUCUACAAGCCCAGGAUGUACAAGUACACAUCAAGCCGGUUCAAGACUCGCGCGGAGCAGGAGGUGAAGAAAGCUGAGCACGUGGCACGGAUUGCUGAAGAGAAGGCAAGGGAGGCGGAGAGCAAAGCUCGGACAUUAGAAGUGCGCCUGGGUGGAGACCUGACACGGGACUCCAGGGUGAUGUUGCGACAGGUCCAGAACACGGCCAUUACCCUUCGCAGAGAAGCUGAUGUCAAGAAGCGGAUCAAGGAGGCCAAGCAGCGAGCGCUUAAAGAACCCAAGGAACUGAACUUUGUUUUUGGGGUCAACAUCGAACACCGGGACCUGGACGGCAUGUUCAUCUACAACUGUAGCCGCCUGAUCAAGAUGUAUGAGAAAGUGGGCCCACAGCUGGAAGGGGGCAUGGCAUGUGGCGGGGUCGUUGGGGUUGUAGAUGUGCCCUACCUGGUCCUGGAGCCUACACACAACAAGCAGGACUUUGCUGAUGCCAAGGAGUACCGGCACCUGCUGCGGGCGAUGGGGGAGCACCUGGCGCAGUACUGGAAGGACAUCGCCAUUGCCCAGCGGGGAAUCAUCAAGUUCUGGGAUGAGUUCGGCUACCUCUCUGCCAACUGGAACCAGCCUCCAUCCAGUGAGCUGCGUUACAAACGGCGGAGAGCUAUGGAAAUCCCAACCACCAUCCAGUGUGAUUUGUGUCUGAAGUGGCGGACCCUCCCCUUCCAGCUGAGUUCUGUGGAAAAAGAUUACCCUGACACUUGGGUUUGCUCCAUGAACCCUGAUCCUGAGCAGGACCGGUGUGAGGCUUCUGAACAGAAGCAGAAGGUUCCCCUGGGGACGUUCAGAAAGGAUCUGAAGACACAGGAAGAGAAGCAGAAGCAACUGACAGAGAAAAUUCGCCAGCAGCAAGAGAAGCUGGAGGCCCUGCAGAAAACCACACCCAUCCGCUCCCAAGCUGACCUGAAGAAAUUGCCCUUGGAAGUGACCACCAGACCUUCCACUGAGGAACCUGCACGUAGACCUCAGCGUCCUCGGUCACCUCCUUUACCUGCUGUGAUCAGGAAUGCCCCGAGCAGACCCCCUUCCCUGCAGGCUCCCAGACCAGCCAGCCAGCCCCGAAAGGCUCCUAUUAUUAGCAGUGUCCCAAAGCCUCCUGCCUCGACAGCACGGGAGGAGGCCAGUACUUCCAGGCUGCUCCAGCCUCCUGAGGUGCCCCGAAAGCCUGCCAACACUCCAGUCAAGACUGCAUCCCGGCCCGCCCCUCCCGUGCAGCCACCAUCACCAUCUCUGCUGCCCAACUCCAAGAGCCCUCGGGAGGUCCCUGCCCCCCGAGCCAUCAAGACUCCAGUGGUCAAGAAGCCGGAGCCGCCCAGUAAACUCUCCCUGGCCACUCCUGGUCGGAAGCGGAGUCUUGGGGUCUCUGAUGAGGAAGAAGCCGAGGAAGAGGCUGAGAGGAGGAAAGAGAGGUCCAAGCGGGGCAAGUUUGCCGUGAAGGAGGAAAAAAAGGACUUGAAUGAGCUCUCAGACAGUGCUGGGGAAGAGGACCCAGCUGACCUCAAGAGCGCUCAGAAAGCUAAAGGGCUGCACGUGGAGGUGCGUGUGAACAGGGAGUGGUACACAGGCCGUGUCACAGCCGUGGAGUUGGGCAAGAACGUGGUGCGGUGGAAGGUGAAGUUUGACUAUGUGCCCACGGACACGACACCAAGAGACCGCUGGGUGGAGAAAGGCAGUGAGGAUGUGCGGUUGAUGAAGCCCCCUUCCCCGGAGUAUCAGAGCCCGGACACGCAGCAGGAGGGCGGGGAGGAGGAGGAGGAGGCGGCAGUGGCUCAGCAGGCUGUAGCCAUGGCAGAACCCUCCACCUCAGACUGCAUUCGCAUUGAGCCCGACACCACCGCCCCGAGCACCAACCACGAGACCAUUGACCUCCUCGUCCAGAUCCUUCGGAAUUGUUUACGGUACUUCCUGCCUCCGAGUUUCCCCAUCUCUAAGAAGGAGCUGAGUGCUAUGAAUUCAGAUGAGCUAAUAUCGUUUCCUCUGAAAGAGUACUUCAAGCAGUAUGAAGUGGGGCUCCAGAACCUGUGCCAUUCCUACCAGAGCCGCGCCGACUCGCGGGCCAAGGCCUCCGAGGAGAGCCUGCGUACCUCCGAGAGAAAGCUCCGCGAGACAGAGGAGAAGCUGCAGAAGCUGAGGACCAACAUCGUGGCGCUCCUGCAAAAGGUGCAGGAGGAAUCUGUGGUUCCAACCCUGGCUGCACAGCAUCCUGACCAGGAGGGCUGGAGGUGGUGCGGCUGCCUGGGCCUCAUCCCAGCCAGACCCACGGAUAUAGACAUAAACACAGAUGACGAGCUGGAUGCCUACAUCGAGGACCUGAUCACCAAGGGGGACUAAGAGGCCUGGAGCCAGAGAUCAGCUCCCCUGCCCCUCAAGGCAGAGCUCCUGGGGGUGGAGUUUCAUUUAUGGGUUGAUGGACUUACCUUGGUUUGACUCACAUGGGAUAUUUGUGCUUUUGGAGGGAAAGAGACUCUGAUUCUUUGAAUCUUCCUCCCUACGUUUAUAAAUAUUUAUUUUUUAAAAGAAACAAGAUGCUGUGCCUGCUGUGAGACCAUACAUUUUUUUUGGUGACUCUUGGGCAGAGAACAGAAGCAGGAUGCCAAGUCUGAGCUGCUUCUCUUGGCUCCUGGCUCCUCAAGAUGUGGUGAAUCCAGUGCUGUUUGGAAGUUGGGGAGGCUCCAGGGGCAAGACUGGGGGAGGGGCAGGGCCCCCCAGGCUGGUGCUCCCCCAGGAUCUCCAAUCCAGGGGAUCCCCACAGGGCCAUGGUCAGGAGGAGGCUCAGCGCUGAGCAGCUCCCUGUCUCGUGGCUGCUCCUUCAGGUUGGGGAUGUGAGUGGUGGCCCAAGUGGUCCGUCUUGGCUGUGGCACCGUCCAGACAGCUUGGGGAAGAAAGAUCCUCCUGUUCAACUUCCCCAUCCACCACCUAAGUUCUCCCUGCUGGAGAACUAACAGUGGACAAUGAGGUUUCCUGCCUCAAAAACUUGAGUGGACAGAUCCGACUCUGGUCAGACUGCUGACCCGGGUAACACACUGAAUGUUUGAAUUCCAAAGGAUUCCUUUUACGAAAGGACCAUGUGUGUGAAGGAGCCCCUGUGCUGGUUGGUGGCGGCCUCGUCUGUGGGUGUGGCAGGGUCCUAGGGAGCACACCUUCCUCAAUGGUCCCGGCCAUCUGGAGAGCCUGGCGCUGCUUUUUCUCUUACUGCGUCCCCCCUGUCUGGCCCCACCAGGCCCAGUCAAGGUCCCUGCUUUGGGGCAGAUGGGAGGAGGGGGUCACUGAGCCACAGGGACUCCAGAGGUGGCUCUGCAGGAAGCACACCAUGUCUUCCUUCCCGCCUGGUCACAGCCUCAUACAGCUGUGUCCCUCAACUUCUCAGGGUCAAAGACAAAGGCAAGAGUUGCUGAAUUUUCUCUUUAAUGGCCAUUGGAAAAAUUCUGGUUUGAUUUCUCCCAACUCUCUUCAUCCCCCUUUAUUUGGGGACUGGGUUUUCUGAAGGCACAAGAACUAUGGUCUUGUGCCACUGGUCUGCAAUUCAGACCUCUCGGUGUGUUUCCAGCAUCUACCCACCUCUGGUCAGCAGUGGCCACAUGCUGCCCUGUGAAGACUCCAGUAGCCUGGGAAGUGCUGGCGAGGGAGGCAGGCCCCAUGGGAAUCGGAGGUCUUUACCCACUUGUGCACGUGGCCAGAAGCACCUGUGACUUGUGGGUUUGGGACUUCUCCAAACCACAUCCCUGGGCAAGGGCUCUUUGGGGGAAAUACCACUCAGAGAGGCCCUGACCUCUUCCUCUGAAGAUUCGCGAAGAGUCUUAGGGCUUCUUGAGCUGGUGGUUCCUCUCCUGUCCAGCUCGCUCUUUUCAUCACAGGCAGCAUAUGGUCCAUUUUUGUCCCCAAACCUGCUGUUUUAAUCUAAGUGCAAGCUGGUUCUGCAUUUUUACUAGAGGGUAAUACUCAAGUUUUUUAUUUACAUACCUGUAAUCGAAAUGCAAUACUAUAAACUUUCACUGGUGAGACUCCUGAA
This is a messenger RNA of Globicephala melas (long-finned pilot whale), 6083 nucleotides long. RefSeq names its product MORC family CW-type zinc finger 2 (gene MORC2). Gene Ontology annotation, cellular component: nucleus. The record is from RefSeq and is a predicted model, not a curated record. Gene Ontology annotation, molecular function: zinc ion binding. NCBI's taxonomy places the organism in Eukaryota, Metazoa, Chordata, Mammalia, Artiodactyla, Delphinidae.